Messenger RNA from Dipodomys ordii (Ord's kangaroo rat), 4008 nucleotides. RefSeq names its product HECT domain containing E3 ubiquitin protein ligase 2 (gene Hectd2). NCBI's taxonomy places the organism in Eukaryota, Metazoa, Chordata, Mammalia, Rodentia, Heteromyidae. The transcript is spliced from 18 exons. The record is from RefSeq and is a predicted model, not a curated record. Bases 1 to 1872 code for a protein of 623 amino acids. Gene Ontology annotation, molecular function: ubiquitin-protein transferase activity.
AUGAGUUUGGCUGCUUCUGUAUUUAAUCAGUGUUUGGACAGAGGCGCCAAAGGCCAAAUACCCACUUUCAGCAAUUUUGUUUCAACUGUUAGCCAGAAGAAAGAAGCUGAAAAUAGAAGUUCACCUACACAUCUUGUUUUCCCUAACAUCAAGAAUGUCAGAGACCUUCCACCAAUUUGCCUUGAUGUUAGACAAAAGCAGCGAAUCUCUAUUGAUGUAUUAUCAUCUGAAAUGAAGGCCCCAGUCCUUCCAGAACCACUCCUUCCUAUCCAGCCCAAAACUAUGAAAGACUUUCAGGAAGAUGUAGAAAAAGUUAAGACAUCAGGGGAUUGGAAAACAGUACAUGAUUUUUAUCUUACAACAUUUGAUUCUUUCCCAGAAUUAAAUACUGCAUUUAAGAAAGAUGCCACGGCUUUAUUUAAUACAAUUGAAGACUCUGGGAUUAAUGCUAAAUUUGUGAAUGCUGUGUAUGAUGCCUUACUUAGUACUCCUCAAGACAUUCAGAAGACAGUAUUGAAGGGAAUCAUUAACAGUCUGUUACGAGAGUGGAAAGGCCCACGAAGUAAAGAUGAUCUUAGAGCUUAUUUUAUACUUUUACAGAAUCCUCAAUUUAAUAACACAUCUACGUAUGUCAUCUAUGCUCACUUGCUACGACAAAUAGCUGCCUUAGUGGAAGCUGACCAUCAUUUUCUAGUUCACUGGUUUAAAAAAUUAUCCCAGAAGAGGUUCAAACAGUUGGUAGAGAGAUUGCUGCAAUUUAUUUCCUUACGCCUGUUUCCUGCAAAGCCUGAAGAAUUUCCCCCUAUAACAAAGUGUUCCUGGUGGAUUCCAUCAGCAUCUAAAGUGUUGGCUUUACUUAAUACUGCAAACAAUUUGGUUCAUCCUCCUCUUAUUCCUUAUACUGAUUUCUAUAAUUCUACACUGGAUCAUAUUGAUCUCAUGGAAGAAUAUCAUACAUGGCAGAGCUUUGGAAACUCUCACAGGUUUUCCUUCUGUCAGUACCCGUUCGUUAUUUCUAUAGCUGCCAAAAAAAUCAUUAUUCAGAGAGACUCAGAGCAACAGAUGAUAAGCAUCGCAAGGCAAAGUCUGGUGGAUAAAGUAUCUCGAAGACAGAGACCUGAUAUGAAUAUGUUAUUUCUAAAUAUGAAAGUAAGGCGGACACAUCUGGUUAGCGAUUCACUCGAUGAGUUAACCCGGAAAAGAGCAGACCUGAAAAAGAAGUUAAAAGUUACAUUUGUAGGAGAAGCUGGUUUGGAUAUGGGUGGCUUAACUAAAGAAUGGUUCCUUCUUCUAAAUCGCCAAAUUUUUCAUCCCGAUUAUGCUCUUUUAACACUUAUGGGACUAGCAGUUUAUAACAGCAUUACCUUGGAUAUUCGUUUCCCUCCCUGCUGUUACAAGAAAUUAUUGAGCCCUCCCAUCGUUCCUGAAGACCAAAAUACACCAGUAGGCAUCUGCAGUGUUACCAUUGAUGACUUAUGUCAAAUUAUGCCUCUGCUUCGUCCAGAAGAAGUUGAAAUUCUUGUCUGUGGAAGUCCUGAACUGGAUAUGCAUGCUUUGCAGAGAAGUACUCAAUAUGAUGGCUAUGCAAAAACAGAUGUAACUAUAAGAUACUUUUGGGAUGUUGUACUUGGAUUCCCUCUUGAUCUUCAAAAAAAGUUGCUUCAUUUUACUACUGGAAGUGACAGAGUACCUGUAGGAGGGAUGGCUGAUUUGAACUUCAAAAUUUCAAAGAAUGAAACCUCUACUAACUGGCUACCUGUGGCUCACACCUGCUUCAAUCAACUCUGCCUUCCCCCCUACAAGAGCAAAAAGGACCUGAAACAGAAAUUGAUCAUUGGAAUUUCAAAUUCAGAAGGUUUUGGACUUGAGUAACCUAGCAGACUUGAAAUAUAAAUUUUAUAUGUAGCAUUCACUUCCCUCUUAUUGUGCCUUUAACCUUUUUGUGUUUCUGUCUCAAGAUACUUUCACAAAGUUCACCAACUUUAAAAUACUGAAGCUUUUUUAAAUCAAGUAUGAAAUAUGCUUAGUGAAGGCAUGAUUUUCUAAAAACAGAAAUUUCUUUUGUGAAAGAAAGACCACAUGGCAAAGGCAGGUGUGGGUCCAGUUGCUCUUUUCUAUAGCACUUUAUCAUUUUCCAUAAGUAGUUUGUCACAGGUGUUCCACUGGGAAAGCAAGGUACAGUAAGGAAUGCAUUUAUGACAAAGUUAAGCCCAGUGGCAGAUUGUGUGCUGCUAGCACACCGUAGCAAAGUAAGCAGCUACAUUAUCUUUAACAUAAGGCAUGUAGCCAUAUUUUCAUAUUGAGGUAAACAACAGUAUAAGUGCACAUGCAGUUUACAGGGUCUUUUGAUAUACUGGUUUGGGGUCCUAUACGAUUCUUUUCAACUGUUGCUGAAAAGCAUGUAAAUAACUACAUAAUAGCCUAAGAAAAAUGGAAUUUUGAUAGUGACAUUUAUUGCUAAAGAUUUAUUUUUACAAAGUAAAUUCAGGGUUUUAGAUGUGUACACAGCUUUUACAAAUCAAUAAAAAGAUGAUUGUAUAAGAGUAUUUUCAGACUAAUUGGAUUUAAGGUUAUAUUCUUUUAAGUAUUGUUAGUCUGCAUGCACAUUGGCAGCAAACCAGUUACCUGAGUACUCUGUAAUAUUUGUAUAAUGAUCAUUUCUUCUUAAAGAUCAAGAUAUUAGAAAAAAUCAGAUCUGAAUAAUCACUGAUGAACUAAGUCAGAAGCACAAAAGAACUGCUUUUAUAUAUACUUUGAUUGGUGUACAAGACAUAAUUAUUUAAUUCUGAUCACCAGUUGUACUGAAACACUAAUUUUUGGAAAAAGUAGGAUAAGUAUUUGACAAAAGUGGAUACAAUAAUAACAUUUAUGUCAAAAUGAUAUAGCUUGCUAUAAUGAAAAGCUCAACAUUUUGGCUAAAAUGUUUGUUGCUCACUGGAUUCUGAAUAUAGUAAAUUCAAACAUACCCUUGUUUCUCAUUUCCCAUAAAAUAGCAUGUAAAAAACACUGCCCUUUAAGUCACAGUAAUUUUUUUUAUUUAUAGCGAAUGAAGCAGUUUUAUUAGCAUGUUACAAACAUUUUUGGAUUGAAUUCUCUUAUUCUUGGAGAGUUUUUCUUCAGAAUACUCUGAAGUUGUAUUUGCAAUAAUAAUGAAACCAGCAUUUAGUACCAGCAUAUGAUUCAUUUGCAAAUAAUACUUCCAAAAUCUUUUCUGAGUUAGGCCAUUUCCUUGCUAUUAUGCUUCCUGCACCCAACCAGCAGAAUUCUUCAAGGGUGGAGGAACUAACCAGCUUGUUUUCCUACAGUUCUGAAGCCAACUCCUUAAUCUUUGAGGGAAAGGAGUUCAGUUGAAUUACCAUUACCGCUGAGAUUGAAGUGACUCUGCUUCUCCACUCGGUAUGCUAUACAGGGUAUUUCUUCUUCAAAUUCUUGGCAAGCCUAUGAGAGUUAAAGGCAUAUUGGUUUGGUAUGGUUUUAUUGUUUUUAACCCAUAUGCAAAUAAAACUGCUUCUCUCUUACACUGCUUGAACUAGAAUGUAAGAUGUUUAAUGUAGGUUACUACUAAUAAGCACAAAAGAAUCAUGUAUAAGAAACCAGAUUUUCAAGUGUUUUAAGUAAAUGUAAAAGUUUUUAUUUGAUAGAGAUGACUCAUGGAAAAUAGUGUUGGCUUGGUCUGCAUGUUUAAUGAUGUGCUUGUAUAUGAUAGCUAUGUCACUUUUAAGUAAGAUGUUCACAAGCAAGCCAGAUGUUAAGUGACAACGUCCAUAAAUAACUGGAGGAUUAUUGUUAUCUGUUGUUAAGUUGAAAUUUAUAAAUCACUAAAUUGCACAUAACCUUUAUUUAUUUAUGCUGUUUUCGGUUUACAGUGUAAUAAUACCUCAUUUAAAAUUAAAAACCACUACUGUUACAUUUUGUUAAUUUAAACAGCUAGAAAAUUCAUGUAGUUACUUUUUUAUAUGCAAUCUGUUAAUGAAUUCUUGAUUUUUGUAUCCACCACAGUAAAUUAAA